AUGGCGAAUUUAGUUCUUAAGAAAACUUUUAUCAUACUCUUAAUCAUAUUUGCAUCACCAAUCUUUAGUACUCAGGCUCGAAUCCUCCAUGAUAAUCGAGUUGCAAACACGGGCACUAUGGAUAGUCAUGCUCUGCUACGUGAGCUCGGGUUUGAUCUCUCCAAGUUCAAAGGUCAUAACGACAGGAGAUUUUUAGUGAAUUCGGACAGGGUUUCACCGGGAGGACCUGACCCGCAACAUCAUCACUGAGUGGUCGUUACGAAUACGUAUUAUUUACCGGAGGUCCAAGCAUAAAUAAUUGUGACUGAUCCAUGCAAGUCAUUUGAAUAUCGCUAUUUAUAUGCUUUUCUUUUUCCUUUCUUUUUUUUUCUUUUUCUUUUUUUUCCCCUCAUAAAUCUUACGUACAAUUUUGUUGUAUCAAGGUUUUGGUCCUUAUCUACGCAUCAAACUUUUACUCUGUUAUGUUUUCGUGUGUCUCCAAUGAGUUACCUUUUAUGUAACAGAAAUUGGCUUAUAAAUAAUAUUCCCG
This is a messenger RNA of Eruca vesicaria subsp. sativa (arugula), 529 nucleotides long. NCBI's taxonomy places the organism in Eukaryota, Viridiplantae, Streptophyta, Magnoliopsida, Brassicales, Brassicaceae. The record is from the annotation of a GenBank genome assembly.